UAUGGGCAGGUGAAAUCCGACUGACCGCCAAGAGGAGGACGGACAGCGUUUCCCUCCGUGUCUAUCCAGGAAACUGCCAGUGAAGGAUGGAUGGUGGUUUCCCUUGGCUUAUUGUUGUCUUGUGUGAACAUGUGUGGACAGCCAUCUUUUUUGGGGGCAAAUCGAACCGGUCUAGGCUAGUUUCUGCAUCAGGUGAUACUUUUCGCCAUCUUCCUUAUGGGCACUUUGCUUUUUGUUAUUAUCCACUGAUCCUAAUGAAGCCUCCGUGUCCGCCAUAUUUGUUUUGGGCGGCCCCGGAAAGGGGGUGGGGACUGGCUAGCGGAAGUGACGUAGGGCACCGCCAUACCUUUUGAGGGCGGUGACGGCGCCCGGCCAUCCAUGCUGGCUCCGGGCACGUGAGUGGAGGCGGCGUUGUGGACCCGGGGCGCGGAUGGCGUCGGGGCGGCCCGAGGAGCUGUGGGAGGCUGUGGUGGGGGCUGCUGAGCGCUUCCGAGCCCGGACUGGCACAGAGCUGGUGCUGCUGACUGCUGCACCCCCACCUCCACCCCGCCCAGGGCCUUGCACCUACACUGCCCAUGGCCGCGGGGCCCUGGCUGAGGCCGCCCGCCGCUGCCUCCACGACAUUGCUCAGGCUCACAAGGCAGCUGCUGCUGCCCGGCCCCCCGGGCCCCCACCAGCCCCACAGCCACCCAGUCCUGUUCCCAGCCCACCCAGGCCCUCGCUGGCCCGAGAGGAGGAGGAGGAAGAUGAGGAUGAGCCCACAGAGACAGAGACUUCUGGAGAGCGGCUGGGCGGCAGUGACAAUGGAGGGCUCUUCGUGAUGGACGAGGAUGCCACCCUCCAGGACCUGCCCCCAUUCUGUGAGUCAGACCCUGAGAGCACAGAUGAUGGAAGCCUAAGUGAAGAGACCCCAGCUGGCUCCACCACCUACUCCGUGCCCCCUGCCUCCGCACUGCCCACCCAGCAGUAUGCCAAGUCCUUGCCUGUGUCCGUGCCUGUCUGGGCCUUCAAGGAGAAGAGGGCAGAGGCACGGUCCUCGGAUGAGGAGAAUGGGCCGCCUUCCUCGCCCGACUUGGACCGCAUCGCGGCCAGCAUGCGCGCACUGGUGCUGCGGGAGGCCGAGGACACCCAGGUCUUUGGGGACCUGCCGCGGCCACGCCUCAACACCAGCGACUUCCAGAAGCUGAAGCGGAAGUACUGAGGCCCGGGGAGCGAGGUUCCCGGGCAGCGACCGCCCCGCCUCACACUACGCCCCCGCCCCGCCCCCGAGGCCCGCCAAUCGCAGUGGGUCCCGGCCCGGCAUUGGGUUGGCCCAGCCAAUCCCCGAUUCCCUUCCGGCUCACCGCCUCCGCGGGAGGGGCGGGACCGCACUGUUUCCUGAUUGGUUUGUCGGCCCCUUUUCUGCCCAGCGACAGCGUUUUCCCGCGGUGGGGUUGGCUCACUCCUCGUGGGCGUGGCUAGUGCUGAGGCGCUGUCGUUCUUACGAGCCAAGUUUCAAAACCAAGUCGCACGACCGCGGCUCCCAACCCCGAAAACGCCCGGCUGAGCCCCAGGAUUGGCUAGUGGCGUCCACGGCCUGGUGACUGGGCAGCUCUUCCACGCGAUUGGCGCGCGGAGGCGUGGCCAAGUAUCCCCCCUCCCUCCCCUUGAGCCCGAAUCCACUAAUUCACACUACUGGGGUUGGGUCAUUGUUUUGCCCGUCCUGACAAUUGUACCCCUAUCUCUCAGGGAUGGCCCAUCCUGUCCCUGGGUCUCAUUGGUCUCGUCCCACAACAGCCUGCCAAACAAUCUCGUCCUUGCAUUCAGGACAGUACCAGCUCUCUCUCGCUCCCCCUACCCCCACAGGUGCCUUAAAGGGCCCUCGUCCACCCUAGGUGGGGGGCAGGGGCUUCACUCUCCUGCCCUGUCGUGGGGAAGAGAGUGGGGGUGGGAUUCGGGAGUUGGGAGGGGCGCUCUAAGAUUAAAGUUUUACCUCUGAAUAAACGAGUGUCAG
Perognathus longimembris pacificus (Pacific pocket mouse) is the source of this 1993-nucleotide messenger RNA. It is a transcript of the gene Akt1s1, whose product is annotated as AKT1 substrate 1. The record is from RefSeq and is a predicted model, not a curated record. Gene Ontology annotation, biological process: neurotrophin TRK receptor signaling pathway; negative regulation of protein kinase activity; negative regulation of TOR signaling. The transcript has 5 exons. Lineage: Eukaryota; Metazoa; Chordata; Mammalia; Rodentia; Heteromyidae. Gene Ontology annotation, cellular component: cytoplasm. Bases 431 to 1201 code for a protein of 256 amino acids.